Messenger RNA from Ixodes scapularis (black-legged tick), 1417 nucleotides. RefSeq names its product venom serine carboxypeptidase-like. Lineage: Eukaryota; Metazoa; Arthropoda; Arachnida; Ixodida; Ixodidae. The coding region runs from base 4 to 1410 and encodes 468 amino acids. The record is from RefSeq and is a predicted model, not a curated record. The transcript has 4 exons. Gene Ontology annotation, biological process: proteolysis. Gene Ontology annotation, molecular function: serine-type carboxypeptidase activity.
AAGAUGAGGCUGGUGCUCUUCUUCUGGCUUGCCUGCGGAGGGUCCUGGAACGGCGGCGUACGGGAUACCAUGGUACAUGCAGCUUCCAAUACGAGCGACGAAGACAGCGUUGGCAGCGCGCUGUACCUAACGCCUCUCAUUGAGUCUGGACAACUGGAGCACGCCAGGAGCUUGAGCCGUGUCGGCUCGCUCGGCCAGGUGGAAGACGUGCCCGGUUACUCCGGCUUCCUCACCGUCAACGCUAAGCUGGGCAGCAACCUCUUCUUUUGGUUCUUCCCAUCAAAGGUUGAAGCGGACAGUGCGCCCGUCCUGAUCUGGCUCCAGGGUGGUCCCGGAUCCACGUCGCUGUUCGGCCUCUUCACGGAGCACGGACCGUACCAAGUGGCCGAAGACGGAACGCCACACCUGCGCGAUGUCACGUGGGUCAACAAGUUUUCCGUGCUCUACAUGGAUAAUCCCGUGGGCGCGGGCUUCAGCUUCACGGAAUCAGACGAAGGCUACGCUCGCAACCUUCAUGACACUUCCAGGAACUUGUUCGAGGCCCUGCAGCAGUUCUUCACGCUUUUCCCCGACUACGUCGACAGGGACUUCUACGUCGGCGGGGAAUCGUAUGGCGGAAAAUAUGCUCCUGCUCUCGCCUACACCAUCGACACGGCCAUCCAACCACGUGUGAAGAUCAACCUCAAGGGAAUCCUUAUAGGAAACGGCUUCAUCGAUCCAAUCUCCAUGAUGGACUUCGGCGACUACCUUUACCAGGUUGGGCUCGUGGAUGAAAGCGACGCCGAUGUUUUUAGGAAGCGGUCAAAAAUGAUGGUCAGACUAAUGAAGAAUGGACGCUACCUUGACGCCUUCAACAUAUUGGACCCUCUUUUGACUGGUCUCCUUACAAACCCAACCUACUUCAAGAAUGUCACCGGAAUGGACUUCUACUACAACUAUCUUUACUCCAAACGACCUAAAAAUUACCAAUAUUUUGACCAGUUCGUCGAGAGUCCAACGGCGCGCAAGGCAUUACACGUCGGAAACCGUAUCUUCACGGAUACAAACAAGGUAGUUCAGCAUUAUCUUCAGGGAACCAUCAUGUCAUCUGCAAAGCCCUACUUGGAGGCCCUAAUUGAAAAGUACAAAGUUAUGCUCUAUGACGGCCAGCUGGACAUUAUAGUUGCGUACCCACUUACGACAAAUUUCAUCUCCACCCUUCAGUGGUCGGGAGCGAAGGCCUUGACCCGAGCACCGCGGCAAAUCUGGAUGACCCCAGAUGGAGAUGACGUAGCCGGUUAUGUCAAGCAGGUCGGCAAGUUCACGGAGGUUUUGGUCAGGAACGCGGGGCAUAUUGCUCCCCAUGACCAACCUGUGGUCUGUUUCGAUAUGUUGGUCAGAUUCAUCGACGGCAAGCCGUUUUCUGGAUGACCUAAUU